Molecule: messenger RNA, 1877 nt
Organism: Ahaetulla prasina
Lineage: Eukaryota; Metazoa; Chordata; Lepidosauria; Squamata; Colubridae
Gene: BLVRA
Product: biliverdin reductase A
Exons: 8
Coding region: 282-1172 (296 amino acids)
Biological process (GO): heme catabolic process
Cellular component (GO): cytoplasm
Molecular function (GO): nucleotide binding; biliverdin reductase [NAD(P)H] activity; zinc ion binding
Source: RefSeq, a predicted model, not a curated record
CCUGCUAUAGUCUGAGCUACAUAUCUGCGUUGACUCCCGGAAUUGGGCUUUUCCUCUACUACUCGAGAGCCAAGAAAGGGAGUGGUUCGUUAGCAGCCGUAGAGACUUGGCCACCCGCGAUUUGUGCAAAGGGCAACAAGCAAAGCAGCUGUGCUUCUAAUACGGGGUUGAUUGCGUGAACGAAAAUCUGCCAGGAGCUGGAGUGAAGAGAAAGGCACCUUUUGUGACCUGCCUACAUCAAUUCAAAAGAAGGUCCCAUCCUAUUUGUCUCAGAAUUGGCAAUGUUUGGAACAGUAGUGAUUGGAAUUGGAAUUGCUGGAUCUGUACGAAUCAGAGAUUUGUUAAAUCCUUUGCCUUCCAGUCCUGUUGAGCAUCUUAAAUUAUUGGGAUUUGUUUCUAGAAGAUCUCUAGGUGAUGUUUAUCAAGUCAAGCAAAUUAGUCUGCAAGAAGCUCUAGACAAUCCCGAGGUCCAUGCUGCCAUCAUCAGUACAGAUAACCAAAACCACAAUGAGAGUGUAAGGAAGUUCCUAGAGGCUGGCAAGCAUGUCCUUGUUGAGUAUCCUUUGGCGUUGUCUGCAAAAAUAGCUCAUGAACUUUGGGAGUUGGCAGAGCUGAAAGGCAAGAUCCUCCAUGUGGAACAUAUUGAACUACUAACAGAGGAAUACAAACAACUGAAGAAAGAGGUAUCAGGAAAGGAGCUUGUGAAGGGAACAUUACAUUUCACAGGGGGUCCAUUGGAUGAAAGAUAUUCAGGAUUUCCAUCGUUCAGUGGCAUUGCUCGCCUCACAUGGUUGGUGGAUCUUUUUGGAGAUCUAACUGUCACUUCUGCCACAAGAGAACAACAAGAAGAAAAAAACUACUUCAGAAUGACAGUACAUUUUCAGACUGCAAACAAAAGGCCUCUGACUUGGAUUGAAGAAAGGGCUCCAGGGAUGAAACGAGAUAAGAAGAUCAACUUCUGUUUCCAAAGUGGGUGUUUGGAAUGUCUCCCUGAGGCUCCACGUUCACCAGUUGGCCUUUUCAUGCAAGACCUGAUUAUCUUUGCCAAAAAACUUUUGGGGAAGAUCCCCAAAGAGGAACUGACAGCUGAGAAAAGGCGCAUUCUGCUGUGUCUCAGUCUUGCUGAGGAGAUUCAAAUGCACUGUGAGCGACCAUCAAAAUUCGACUCUUGAAAGUGUGUGAAACUACAGGAUUCACCAUUUUAAGCUGUUUCUUGCACUCCCUAUUUAAAAUGUUCUUCUUCUAAUGUGCCAGCUUCUCUAUUCUAUUAAGCAAUGUGUUUCUAAUAAAGCCAGGUUGAAUUUAAUCUGGCAACAGAGGGGGUAUAUAGGUACUGUCUUGCCUUACUGCAAAGCAACUUUCUAAUCAAAAACUAGUAAACAAACUGCCUGCAUGUCUUCUAGAAGUGCAAUAGCAAAAGAGUGUCAUUUUUUCACAAUAUUUAUUGUUGAAAAAAUAAUCUUUCUCAGCAACAAAAUAUUCCUCUGAAACACUUUAAAUUCUAUAUUUAAGCCUUUAUGUAUAUUACUCAAAUGUUUACACAGACAUUAAUUAGUGUGCUGAACAGCUUUAAGUUUAUUUUUGGCCCUUAAAUUGCUUUUUAACCUCAGUUUCACAAAACAUUGAAAAAAGUGCCCUUUCUUAUGUUCAUCUCUAAUGUUUAGCCCAAGAGUACAACUUAGCUUGUACAGGAUAGAAAACUGUACUGAAAGGAUAGUGAGUGAAGAAAAAUUUCUGGAUGGGAAGGUGCUUGCUGGUGUUGUUGUUAUUAUUAUUGUUAUUCUUUUUGAUUUGGCAACUCUUUAUAUAUCAUAUUGACCUGGUUUAAACAAAAUGUGUGAAUUAUGAAUUAGUCAAUAAACGUUAUUUUAAAAAUU